Messenger RNA from Drosophila novamexicana, 1211 nucleotides. RefSeq lists its product as uncharacterized. The record is from RefSeq and is a predicted model, not a curated record. Lineage: Eukaryota; Metazoa; Arthropoda; Insecta; Diptera; Drosophilidae. Bases 85 to 1077 code for a protein of 330 amino acids. The transcript has 3 exons. Gene Ontology annotation, molecular function: protein binding.
UUUAAGUCGAUGGAGAUAUUAUAGAGAUAUAUACAUAUUCGUGUACAUUUCAAGUAAACAUAUCUUAAAAGUUGCUCUGGAAAAAUGGAUUCCCUACACAUUAUGGACAUGCCCGACGAGUGCCUGCUGAUGGUGCUCCAGCAAUUGGAUGUGAUGAGUCAGUGUUACUUUGCGUUUACCUGUCAGCGCUUUAUGUGCAUCUACGAAAUGAUGCAUAGGCAACAUUUUCGCUGUUUCACCUGGUUCGAGCCGACCAACAAUUGGACCGCUCAGCAGAUUGAGGCAUUUUUCAGGCUGAAUGGCCACAAAAUGCGCAUGUUGUCUGUAUCGGAUUUGCAUGACAAAUAUUUUGAGCAGCCGCUGCUUAGCAAGGCCAAUCAUAUGAUAAACGUGUGUGUGUAUCUCAAGAACCUGCGCUCGCUGAUAUUAUGUAUUGAUCACAAGCUGCCCGAAAUAAUUAUUGAAGUUUGUAAACAUUUGCACAAGCUGGAGAAUCUGGUUAUUGAUUGUGCCAGUCAUCCGAAUUAUGAAUUUUUGGUUUUGCUAAGGCGUCUGAAAAGUUUGGAUAUAGAUUAUUUUGUAAAUCCGCGUGACAAGCUAUUCCAGAGAUUUGCCGAAUUGCGUCCGGAUGCUUUGGAGCAUUUACGCAUUGGUUCGGAAAUAACAAUGAAGCAGGGCAAGCACAUUGCUUAUCUGCGUGGUCUUACGCUCCUGAACAUUUACAAUCCUUGCUAUCAUUUCGUUAACGGCGUUGUCCUUCAAUUGGCCAACUUGCGAGUGCUUAGCAUAACAUCUGCUCAGCAAUUGCGGGACCAUGAUUUCCGGCAUUUGAUCAUGCAUCUUAAGUUCCUGGCCACGCUAUAUGUCAUUCAAUGCCCGGAUCUUGGUAACGAUUUUAUAUUCUUUAUCAUCCAGUACUUGAAGGGGAAUGAAAUGCGGUCUUCCAAUUGUCGUCGCUUGCCAUUGCAUCUGGAGCUAUCCGGCACGUGUGUAUCAGAUGAUAUUAACGAGAUUGAGCCCGUUAACUCAUCAAAUUCCAUACUUAAUGUUGUUUUGAAGCUGAACAAGGAAAUUUGAGCAGGGUGGCAGCUCAGUUAACCUACCGUAUGUCCGUGUAUUGACUUAAGUGUAUAGCGUAGCCAAAGUUGAGGCAUUUUACAUAUUCUUGAAAACAUUUAAUAUAUUUUGUACGUUCGGUGAAUAAGCUGGCA